Messenger RNA from Colletotrichum navitas, 718 nucleotides. RefSeq lists its product as uncharacterized. NCBI's taxonomy places the organism in Eukaryota, Fungi, Ascomycota, Sordariomycetes, Glomerellales, Glomerellaceae. The record is from RefSeq and is a predicted model, not a curated record. The transcript has 2 exons. The coding region runs from base 80 to 574 and encodes 164 amino acids.
UCUGCUUUUUGGAGCUUCAUCUAAACUAACCUCACGGCUUGCCUGGCGAAAUCCAACAGAAAGAAGGCGACGAUGCAGUAUGAACCUCCACAGCUCUCGAGCAGAGGGGCCUUCCAAGACGCCGGCACUCGACACUAAAACGCUCCGCGCCAGUAGGGAAAAGCCUAGGCGUGCGAACCGGAGAAUUUGCGGUAUUGGUCGGAUAUCAGAUACCGGUAUAGUCCAAGUUUGCCACGCCAACCCUUUGCAUGAAGUCGCAUGGAGCUGCAUGAAGGAUAACCCCCAGGAAAAGGAGGGGCAAACAUUGGAUGACGAAACAGCUGCAACAUAUAUCAGGACAACAGCCACUCACGACGCAAAGAAACGGCGAUACGGAGGCAGCUAUCUGCCUCCCACUGCAACGCCGCCGGUGGCAGCCCGGGAUUUUUCAGGGUUCAACGACAUGCCGUCAAUGUUGGCUUCAACAAACGGGACGGCGUCCGUAGCUUCGCUAGUGAAACCUGUCUGUUCGGAGACCCGGGAAACGCGAGCAAAGUCUAAGCCCUCGGUCCCGAUAGCACUAACAAGAGCUUGACGUUGGGGUCUUGAGCUUUGACAUGACCUGGGCCUUUGGCAAUCCGUUCCACGGCUAUCUCAGCACCAGUCAGUGACUUUGACUUCUCAUCGCAGCUGGCCGUUUGGCAGUGCACUGCGACGGCCGGUCUCGAACCAUUCUAGA